Molecule: messenger RNA, 3246 nt
Organism: Dissoconium aciculare CBS 342.82
Lineage: Eukaryota; Fungi; Ascomycota; Dothideomycetes; Mycosphaerellales; Dissoconiaceae
Exons: 1
Coding region: 1-3246 (1081 amino acids)
Biological process (GO): intracellular protein transport; retrograde transport, endosome to Golgi
Cellular component (GO): cytosol; Golgi membrane; Ric1-Rgp1 guanyl-nucleotide exchange factor complex
Molecular function (GO): protein binding
Source: RefSeq, a predicted model, not a curated record
AUGUACUGGCCCCUCGCGGCCCCGAAUGUUUAUGCUUUGACGAAACACUCGGUCUUGCGGUCCAGGUCUGAAGUCUCACGGGAUGGGUUGCCGGCCGACGAAUCUACCUCGUCCUCAGCUGGCGCAGAUCGACCGCCUCAAAUAGAUACACCAGCAGUCAACAGCGCCGGCGCUGAUGCUGAAUUUGAAGAGCAUGAAAUAAUAGAUGUGAAAGUGUCGCGCGGAGGCGCAAUAUUCGCUUCGAUCACUCGACACACCUUGACCAUAUGGCAGACAAAGCCUGUGGUCGCGCUUGCAGCGAUUGAGAGAUCGCAUCAGUCAAUCAAGUCAUACGGGACCAAUACAGCGUUGUUGCUCCGACCAGAUGCGCUGAUCAUUGUCCUGCAAACUAGUCAAGGGUACCUCAUCACCUAUUCCUUGGCUACGGAUCCGUCGGUCAAAGUCUAUGAGACACGCAUAGUCGAUUCGAACAAGCAUACUCGGAAAAGUAGUGUCGAUGGUUACAAUAACCUCAAAAGACCAAACUCUACUGGAGUGAGUGGUGGGCCGGGCGAGGGCGAUGGCAUACGCGAAGUCAACAUUCGAUUUCGGAUGGUGGUGCGUAUCGAUGCUGGGAUUAGCAACGUGUUGGCACGUGAAGAUGAGCUAGUGGUCGCGACCCAGAAGCCUUCGGCGCUGCAAUGCAUUCGUUGGGUGGCAGAAAGCGGUUCGUCUCAAACAAGUACCGAGCUUGUGAAUCGCAUGAGUUGGAUCGGGAAGAAGUGUACCAUCGUCGAAAUGCUUCACGACCGUCCGAUGGACUUGACUACAUGGAUCACUAGUGAUGGACGUGCAUUUGCAGUCACCAGGAGAACGAGUGCAAAUCCCGACCCCGACAACCCCAAGAGCCUUUUCCACGGAACCUGCUUUCGAGAACCGACAUCGGACCAAGACAGGGCAGUCCGCAUCGCAGUCAAUGCCAAGUUUUCGCUCGUAGCAAUUGGCUGCGAAGACGGCAAUAUCGAUGUUUAUGCGGUCAAAGAUCAUAUCGGAAACAUCGCUCCAUCGCACAAAGUGAAAACACCAAUCUCAUCAAUUGGCCCCGGUCGUCUCCACUGCUUGGUAUAUUCUCCUGAUGGCUACUGCCUUUUUGCUGGUUACGAGAGAGGGUGGGCUACAUGGAGUGUAUAUGGAAAGCCAGGGGUAAACACAUUCAGUCAUGAUCAGGAACUGACAUCCGCCAACGACGAGUCGUGGCUUCAGGGCAUCAAAAGCGCAUUCUGGAUAGGCAAUGGCUGCGAGCUGGCGUUGCUACCUUUGAACGAUAACCGGCUGUGGUUUCUGAACGUAGCCCGUAGCGCCACCACAAGCUGCUUUUCACCACCAAAUGUCUCUCGUGGAUUACUGUUCUCCAGCACCAGCAUUAUGGUUUACAAGGGGCAUGAAGUGGAGAACGUAAUGUCCCUUCCCUCAGACAUGCCUCUGUUACAGACCAUUCAAAUUCCUUCGUACUAUCUUACACAACAAUGGCCGAUCAAGCAAGCUGUCAUAUCUGCGGACGGGAAAUAUGUCGCAGUCGCUGGUCGUCGAGGCCUUGCACACUACAGUCUCUCGAGCAAUCGUUGGAAGACUUUUGACGAUCCACAUGCGGAGAAUGAGUUUUCUGUCCGGGGAGGCAUGUGUUGGUACCAGCACAUUCUGAUAGCAUCUGUGGAAGCUGCAAAUAAGCCCCAGAUCCGGCUUUACUCCAGGGACAAGUCGCUCAGCCAUACUCACAUCCAGCAUAUCGAAGAUUUGCCCGCACCAGCAAUAUCAACCACCGUCUCGGGCUCCGAUUCCGUACUUGUUUUUACUCACGACAACACCUUAUUACAUUUUGUCAUUGUCAUUGGUGCAAACACUACGGCUCGACUUGUCCAGAUGGGUCAAAUUGGCUUCCACGGUAUCAUACGAGCGCCUUCUCGCGUCCGCGCUAUCAGCUGGGUCAUUCCAGAAGAGCAAAUAGAGCACGGCGAUCCCUCACAAGACGUCACGACUGCAUCGGUACUGUUUCUGAUUGAUGGGAAAUUGGUCCUCCUCCAGCCCUCGACCAACGAUCGAGGCGAAUUGAAAUAUGAUAUGCGCUUAGUCGCGCAUAACGUGGAAUACUAUCUACUUUUGCGCGACCAGCCUAGCAUUUCGAAUUCACUAAGCAGUGGGCAGGCCGAGUCACCAGGUACAGAUGCCCGUGAUUUUGGCGCAAGCUUUGGACACAGCCUGCGGGAGUCAAUGUGGUACUUUGAUGGCACCAGUCUGAAUGUAUGGUCAGACGUCCAGGAUGUCCUGGCCUGUGCCCCUAACGACCUCGAAAGGGAUUUGCCGCAAGCAGUAACAAUUCCCGUCGAAUUCUACCCUCUGUGUACAGUGGUCGCUAAGGGAAUCGUUGCUGGAAUCGACAGCGAGCUGAUCCAACGUCGCGACAUCAACUUCAGCCUUUUCCGCCACGCCGCGCGCACUCAGCUAUUUCUUCCACAUCUGUUGAAGUACCACCUCGGCGAGUUUAAUGCUCCUGCUGCUCUGCACUUGUCAAACUCUUACCAGCAUUUGCCGUACUUCUCACACGGUCUUGAAGUUUUGUUGCACAAUGUUCUGGAUGCUGAGGUGGAUAAUCCACCCUCCCUACCCGAGACAGCUCUUCUGCCGCCGGUGUUGUCAUUUCUCUCUGCAUUCAAGUCGUAUUUGGACAUUGUUGUCAACUGCACCCGCAAAACCGAAUUGCGCAGCUGGGAGACGCUUUUCUCAUAUCUACCGCCCGUGCUCAGUCUCUUCGAGCAAUCGCUGGCACAAAACAAGUGGAACACUGCUGCAGGUUACCUGCUCGUCCUGUACGCCUUCGAACAAGAUCCCAAAGAUAAAGAAUUCCAGGUACAUGAAUUCGCACGGUUGUUACGAUUGGCCGCACAAGACGGUGCAUGGGAAAUCUGCAUGGAGGUGUCACGCUUCCUGCUUGGGAUUGAUGCUUCUGGGGAGACCCUUUCGACAGCUUUGGCAGAAGCAGGUCUGUCUAGAGGGACCCGCAAUGGCGUAUCGCCACAGCUUGCAAGCGUGGACGACGUUGUGGCCCAGCACAGCAUCGAAGACGUCGCAGCAUCGGCAGGCAGGGUUGGCAGCAGAGGAUCAGGUAGUGGAUUGUCCUCAGAAGCUACGAGUAGGGCGGCCUCAGUAAGCUCGCCUGCUGUUGGUCUUGAUUAUUUUUCAUUGCAGUGGCGGAAAGAUCGUCAGCCUUGA